AUGUUGGUUCUAAGUGGAGAGUGGGUGUGUGGGGAUGGAGGAAAAUGGGAUUUCAUCAUUGAGAAGCAUCGAAUGGGUCGUAUGGUGCCUGUGUACGAGGGCAUUGGUUGUGUGGAUCUUGAACGCAACGUUCUGCGGGAGUUUGUGGUCGAUGAAGCUCGUUUUGGUGUAGCGUUGAGCUACUGGCCACCAACAAGCUUGGAGCUUGCAACUGGGAUUAGGACCCCACCGGUGCUGAUUACAAAUGAUGGGACUGUGAAGUACCUCUGCAAGCAUCUUAAGGUGACCGGGGGGAUGAAUCUGUUUGCUCAGUUUAAAGAGAAGCCAAAAAUUGUGGACAGUGAUGUUGUGGAUGACACAGAUCUGGGUUUUGUGUCACCAGAUGCAGCAAAGUUUUCGUCUGGGUCAUCUAAAAGGGGUUACAUUCCAUCAGCUGCUUUAGUGACUAAGGUGAUAAACCUUGAGGAAGAUGAUGAUUUAGUACGGGAGGUAGAGAGGGUGGAAGAACAUUUGAUGAGUGGGAAGAGACUCAGAGGAGAGAGCAGCUGCGGUGUGGAGGAUAAUGGUUUGAGUUCUGGAGCUAACAGUGAUGUUGUUUUGGACGAGAUAGAACUGAGGCCCAGAGGUUACGACCAGGAGUUUUGGGACCCGUUGUUGGCUGGAGAUUACGGAGGUUCCAAUUCCGUUAAUGUUGUGUUUAACGAGGAUGAGAUUGUUGAAGGACUGAAAAAAAAUUCUGGUCCGAGAACAUAUGUUGAGGUUGGGGGGUCAAGCGGAGGAGCUAAGAAAGAAAACCCACUGAAGCCGGAGGAUUACAAUCCUUGGAUGGGAGGUGGUGGUGGGCCUCAGGCUGGUGUUAACAUGGAAAGGCGACCUGCACGUAAACUCGCUGAUGUUGACGACGAGGAGUUUGAUAUUCCUCCAAUGUUCGAUGACACCGAAUAUGAUGUGUCAGAGAUCCUAGACAUGGAUGUGGACGAACAAGACAGUGAAAUUGCUGUUGGGAAGAUAUUUGGGAGCAAGGAAGAUUGUCAGAUUGCUUUGGCAAUUUAUGCAAUAAAAAAACAGUUCAAGUUCACGCAGACGAGAACGAAAGUUGAUUCAUUUGUUGUGGAGUGUCCAGACAAGAGAUGUGAUUGGCGUGUAACUGCGCACGAGAUCCGGGGACAAGGCUACAAGAGCAGAGCAACAUCUCGUGUCAUAGCUGCCGUGUACAAAGCAAGGUUUGGGAACCCAGGGAAGGCUCCUUUUGCGCGUGAUUUGCAGAAACUACUUAUGGAAGACCUGCGUGUGAAUGCUUCGUAUAUGACGUGCUAUAGGGCUAAGGAGAAAGCAAUUGUGGGUGUGCGUGGUUCUGAUGAGGACGCAUAUCUGAAGCUCCCUGAGUAUCUGUACAUGCUUAAAUUGGCAAAUCCCGGCACAAUUGCGGAUUUGGGGACAGAUUUAUACGACGAUGGCGAUGAACGUUUCCUUUACUUGUUCCUUGCAUUUGGGGCUUCAAUUAGUGGAUUUAGGAAGCUUCGACAUGUGUUGGUGAUAGAUGGUACCCAUCUUAGCGGCAAGUACAAAGGAGUUCUCUUGACAGCUAGUGGGCAGGAUGCAAAUUUCCAGAUUUUCCCUCUAGCUUUUGCCGUUGUGGACGCUGAGGACGAGGAUGCUUGGACCUGGUUUUUACAAAAAGUGGAGAGGAUUUUAAGCGAUUCCCCAAGUCUAGCCAUAAUAUCAGACAUGGCUGUGUGUAUUUCCAAUGCUGUAAGCAAGAUUUAUCCACAAGCCAAACAUGGAGCUUGCAUAGUACAUUUGGCAAGAAACGUGAAUUCAAGGUUCUCAAGUAAACAAUUAGCAGAAUUGGUGACGAAGACAGCCAUGGCGCAUGAGCCACGUGAGUACAAAGAUCUUUAUGGAAAGAUCAGGGCCGCUAAUAGUGCAUGUGGGGUGUAUUUGGGAAAAAUAGGUACAGCUCGUUGGUCAAGAGUAAAUUUCCCUGGUGAAAGAUAUAACAUCAUGACUAGUAAUAUUGCUGAGCAGUUGAAUAAUGCGCUAUUGGAAGGUAGGGGAGCCAACAUUCUAGAGUUGAUAAAGUUCAUUCAGAGAAUGAUGACUAGGUGGUUCAGUGCGCGUAGGAGGAAGGCGGAGAAACACAGUGGUACUGUUGCUAUAGAGGUGGACAAAGAGAUGACAGAGAACAUGGCGACUGUUAAGGGGAGUUACAUAAAUUCUGUCAAUGAGUGGACUUGUCAAAUUUUAGGAAAAUUAGGGAGGUCAGACAAGGUUAUGCUAGCGGAGAGGAAAUGUAGUUGUAAGUAUUUUGAUAAUAUCAAAAUACCUUGUGGACAUGCAAUACUAGCAGCUAACGGGCUUGGAGUGUCAACGGAAACACUGUGCGGUCAUUGGUACAAGACGUAUGUGUGGAGGGAGACAUAUGCAGGUGUGAUAAAUCCAGAUGAAGAUUCAAGGAAUGUAGACAUACCUGAAGAAGUAAGCCAGAUGGUUGUAUACCCUCCCAUCACAAAGAGGCAGCCUGGGCAUCGUCGCAAGUCACGCAUUCCCUCGACGGGGGAGAUCAAGGUACCGAAGAAGAAGUUGAGUCAGAAAAAAUGUGGGAGGUGUAGGGGGAUUGGCCACAACCGCACUAAUUGCACUUGUCCCAUCUAG
Brassica oleracea var. oleracea is the source of this 2655-nucleotide messenger RNA. RefSeq lists its product as uncharacterized. The transcript is spliced from 3 exons. The record is from RefSeq and is a predicted model, not a curated record. NCBI's taxonomy places the organism in Eukaryota, Viridiplantae, Streptophyta, Magnoliopsida, Brassicales, Brassicaceae. Bases 1 to 2655 code for a protein of 884 amino acids. Gene Ontology annotation, molecular function: zinc ion binding.